Ustilago hordei is the source of this 5061-nucleotide messenger RNA. RefSeq lists its product as uncharacterized. The record is from RefSeq and is a predicted model, not a curated record. Bases 1 to 5061 code for a protein of 1686 amino acids. Gene Ontology annotation, cellular component: plasma membrane. Gene Ontology annotation, biological process: Ras protein signal transduction; positive regulation of GTPase activity. Lineage: Eukaryota; Fungi; Basidiomycota; Ustilaginomycetes; Ustilaginales; Ustilaginaceae. Gene Ontology annotation, molecular function: guanyl-nucleotide exchange factor activity; protein binding. The transcript has a single exon.
AUGGCGUCGACUUCGACUGCCACUGCCGCUUACGGCAACGAUCUGGCACAUGCACAACAACAUUCCUCACAAGUCCCUUCAACUUACCCUUCGCGCACCGACGAUACUGCUCUCAGCACAGCCGAUGACUCGGACGAUCCCCCAUCCUUCUUUGUUCGCGCGCUCUACGACUUUGAGUCCAACGAUGCCAGCUCGCUCUCCUUCCAGAAAGGCGCUCUCAUCGAGGUCCUCACUCAGCUCGAAUCAGGCUGGUGGGAUGGCCUUCUCGACAAUCAGGUCCGAGGCUGGUUUCCAUCGAAUUACGUGGAGCCUAUUUCGGAUCAGGAGGUUCAAGUGGAGCUCAUGGCUCGUGCUCAAAUCCAUCCCAGCUACAGCUUAGGCCUCAGCUCACAACCUUCCACCGAAUCCGACUCUUUCUCUCGCCUCGCUUUCGGUGCCGGCUUCGAUGGUCUCCAAGCACUCAUCAAGGGCGAUGGCAUUGGCAAUAGUGAUGCUUUCAGCCAGCUCGCGGAAGCAGCAAUGCUCGACCCGAGGAGACGCAUGUUCGAUCUUGCAAGCCCAAAACUCGCCGACAACGCCGCCAUGCACCAGUCCGAUGCAUCACCUUACCGACCUGCUCCAGCAGGCUCUGGUCAAUCUGGCCUUCCAGGCUACUCGCAUUCCAACUCCUACUCUCUCUCUGCCGACCAGCUUGCCAUCGAGCGCGAAAGGGCCAGAGCCGCUUCUGUAUCCAACCCGCUAGCAGGCAGCUCCGCCGCAUCUCCCUCUCUCGCUGCAGCUGCUGCUGCUGCCACUGCAAGGCCCAGGGCUGCAACCGGCUCGCAGGCCAACUUGGCCGGCGGAGACACAUGGGUUCAGAAGACAUCUCAACGUGGCCAAACCGUAUUCUAUAACACAAGAACAGGGGCAACCUCAUCACAGCUGCCUCCAGGCGGAUCUGUUGCGCAAUCAGAAAUGGCAGAGUCCUCGUCGAGCAGAUCCCACACGCAAACGAUGCUUCGCGGCGUAUCUUCAGGACAAAACAGCGCUAUUGAUUCUCGCAAGGAUCUGCAAGGCUCCAGUCUUCGACCCGAUCGUAGUAGACCGAACUCGCUUGCGACCAGCGCAGAGUCACACCCCUCUUCCACCAACAGCAGCAGCACCGCCAUCUUCCACAACGGCACUGCUCCAGUUCGAGCGCCUAGCAGCAAUACCGCCGAUCGCAUGCCGGAUCCCAACUCAGUGCCCAAACCAUGGAAGCUACGCCUCACAGACGAUGAGAAGUACUUCUUCUAUGUCCAUCGCUCUUCUCAGGAGAUUCGCUGGAAUUAUCAAGAUGCCAAGACCAAGCUCACCAUUCUCUCCAAUAUCACCCCUCGCAGUCGGUCGCCACGGCAAUCGGCUGGCCCAGCAGCCACAGCGAGCCAACACAGUAAAGGCGCUUCCAGCUUGGGUGCUGAACUCAACCUUGCUCGGGACGUCUCGGCUCUCAAUCUCGAUUCGGAUGAGUCCGACUUGGACGGUGAUGUGAACCCUCGACUGCCAGGCAAGCCGCCAAAGAGGUACUCCGAUGCAACACGCAACGGUGGUUCGGCGACGAGUCUUGCUGCCUUUGCUCACCACCCAGUGCUGUCGCCUCCCAAGAUUGCGCCUGCCACUCUGCUCCAUGAAGAGACAGCUGCUUACGAGCUGCAGAAGGCGCUGACACCAGCCCAAGUCCGACCCGUCAGCUUAUUGGUUCGUCGCGCCAAUGAACAUAUCCGUCAAUUGGCAGCCAUUGCUACCGAGCAGAUCGGCACCAAUGGCUUGACAGAGUCAGAUGCAUCGAUUUGGAGCUUUGCAAGCGGAGGCGUCUACCUUCCAAGAUUGGCUCACACCACCGCCAGUGUGGUGGCUGCCAUCAGAGAGGUGCUGUACGCAACUGGCUCUCUCUCGCUCUCCAUCAACGAUCUGGCUUCCAUCUCCAAUCUUGUCUCACCACACGCAGCAGUAGUGGAUGCCAUCAGGAACCUUCCAGAUUCGUCAAGCGGCGUGAAGGACUUGAAUCUCAACCUGUACUCGAAGAUACUACACACGCUAUACACAUCCUCGCAAGGUUCUGCAGACACUGCUUCGCUCCACCUGUUCGGCGCCAACCCCAAAGACUCGGUUGCUCCCAUUCCUGGCAGCCUUUAUCCCAUCGGACGCAAGCUCAACGCUGUUGUGUCCAAGCUCGUGCUCUCUUCACGUCAAGUCAUAGACCAUACCGUCACCCUAGCUUCGUCGCCCACCUCUGGCAUGGAGAGCACGAUGACCGAACUUGAUGCAGAUGUCUUUUCCAAGCUUUAUCAGUGUCGACAGCGCUUGCGCGAAGAUGCGCUCGAGCUCACGCGCACUUUGCAGAGCCUGAGCUCAGAAGCUGAGAAGUCGAGAAGCACUGCACUAGGUGCAGCGCACAGCCGCGGAUGGUUGCGUCGAGUUGAGGGUAGUCUGGAAAGUGAUCUUGGUCUCAAUGGCGUCGGUCCAACAUCUUUCGGCAGUGGUAUGGCUGCCGGAUGGUUGGGCAACGGCUUUGUAUUGCCCUCCAAGUACGAGGUCAACCUGAUCAAGGCGGAGCAAAAGGGAUCGAAGAGUAACAACCCGUUCGACCAACGUCGAGAUGCCGAGUCCGCCGUGGUUCGAGGUCUGCUCACCUUGCGCCGUAUCCCAGAGCAGCGCCUCGACCAGCAAAUACUGAAGCAGCUCCAGUACUUCGCUUCUCGCCUUGAUACUGUCCAACAAGCGCUUGCAAUUGGCAAGACGGGCAGCCCUGCUGCAACAAAGUCUGCUUCGGCCUUGCUGUCCCACUACGGCGCUCUCGAGGCUCUGAUUGAGAGCAUCGAUCUCGCUUCUGGCCUCGAUGUCGAUGGGCCGAACACUAAGGAAAGCAAGUUGACUCCGAUCAACGAGCGCAAUGCCGCAAACGCUGCCAAGGCGCGCGAUUUAAUGCGGCGAUUCGUGGCGCUUAAGCAGGCUGCUUACGAUGCCUCUUGCGCCCUCUUCAUUGCGGUCCAAGAGCAGAGCUCUUCAGCAUCGAGCGCAAUCGUGGCGCAGAAACAGGCUGUCAAACUCGUCAAGGUGACCUCAGCCGUGGUCCGAACACUUGAGGACCUCGCCAAGGUCGCGGAAGAGCAACUCCGAAAUGCGUCCCCCUUCCUCGGUGCGCGUGCCUCGGUGUACGGAUCCGAAGACGGCGUCACUAUGCCUUCCACUGGCGUCUUCUCUCGCAAAGUCAACACCUCCAGCAACGGUCUGCACGAAGAAGUGGGAGAGCUUGCACGAUACGACAGGAGCAAUGGAGAAGAAGCAGAGGAGGAAGCCGAGUUCAUGUACCUCGGUCCUGGCAUCGCUGUGCCCAACGGGCCUAGAGCGAGGUCAGGUAGUCGAGCUACGACAGCUUCGACGACCAACUCUCCCGUCACUAGUCUGGCACCUGGCCGUGUCGGCUCCAAUCAGGCCAGCAGCUACCGUCAGCGAUCCACUUCCGUCACUACUGGAGGAGGAUCCGUCCGAUCCAUGCAAUCGUACACUGAUGCAUCGAGCAGAGUUCUCAGCCGCAGAGGCACUCUGGUCGAUGGCCAAGCUGCUGAGAGCAUCGACGAGGACGGCGAGUCUGUACGCACUGGCAGUGGAAAGCUACGCAGGCUGUUGGGUGACGACGCACCUUUGUCGCACACCAUGACUCAGGACAGCGAGAACAGCGUCAACACUGCCAACACCAUGUCGACCACUGCUCGGCGCAAAGAGGACGAGGUGCCGUGGUUCUUAGAACCCGACUACAUGGGCGAUGACAUUGUCAUUGCUCAGGAUGGUUCGGUGAAGGCUGCUACUCUCGAAGCACUGUUGGCGCGUCUGACGAUGCACAACUCGUUCGAUGCUUCCUUCAACAACACAUUCUUGAUGACCUACCGAUCUUUUACGACGACACAGACGUUGCUUGACUUACUGGCCCAGCGAUUCCGCAUUCUUCCGCCCGAGGGUCUCAACGAGGAAGAGCUAACGCUGUGGACGGAAAAGAAGCAGAUUCCGAUCCGACUGCGUGUCUUUAAUGUCCUCAAGAUGUGGCUCGAGAUGCAUUUCUACGAAGGCGAAGACGAGCCCUACCUCGACCAAGUCCGCCGUUUUGCAGUCGAAGAGAUGGGCGAGGCUGCUUCGAUGAAGGCUCCCUCUCAGCACUUGCAGAGGUUGGUGGAACGAAGACAAGGUGAUGGAGAGCAAAUGGUUCGCAAGAUGGUCUUGCCUACCUCAGUGCCUGCUCCGAUUUUGCCGAAAAACAUGAAAAAGCUCAAGUUCCUGGAGAUUGACCCGUUGGAGAUUGCUCGACAGCUCACACUUAUAGAAAGCCGACUCUACAACAAGGUCAAACCAGCCGAAUGUCUUGGCUUGAAAUGGACGAAGCCAGGUAAUGAUGUUCAUGCGAAGGGCAUUAUGGAGAGCAUCAACACUCACAAUCGAAUCUCUGCUUGGGUUGCAGAAACCAUCUUGCAGCAAGAAGAUCUCAAGAAACGUUCUGCGUUGAUCAAGCACUUCAUCAGCAUCGCGGAUCGUUGUAGAGGCUUGAACAACUUCUCGGGCAUGUGGGCUAUCGUUUCUGCCCUUUCGACAGCACCGGUGCAUAGGUUGAGAAGGACGUGGGAUGCGGUUUCCCAAAAGCAUGUUCUCGUCUUCGAGUCGUUGGAGAACCUCAUGUCUGCAAGCCGCAACUGGGCCAACUACAGAGAGACGAUACACAAACUCAAUCCUCCUUGCGUUCCUUUCUUGGGUCGAUACCUCGGAGAUCUUACCUUUAUCGAAGACGGGAAUCGCGACAGACUAAAGGAGAACGACAAGCUGAUCAACUUUGGCAAACGACAAAAGACAGCGGAGGUCAUUCGAGAGAUCACGAUUCAUCAAUCUACUCCGUACAACUUGGCAGUAGUGCCGGCGUUGGAGAAGUGGAUCGAGAGCAAUUUGGUGGAUGCAAGAUCGGCGGAUGAUUUGUACGAACAGAGUCUGGCACUGGAGCCGAGAGAGAGGGAGGAUGAGAAGAUUGCACGAUUGUUGCAGGAAAGUGGAUUCUUGUAG